CAGUUUUGUGCCUUGAUACACUUGAAUUUUUAGGAGAGGAUUCCACGUUGGAAAAAUAGAGUUUUUAUAGAGGAGUUGUUUGGGGGGAUGACCGAUACGAGUGGACUAAGUGUCCACGUAAUAGACUCAGUAUGUGGUACUGCUGCUCAAGGCAUUCGAGUAUCUUUAUAUUACAAAGAGAAUACGAGGGAUGAAAAGUACUCUCUUAUGGUAGAAGAUGAGACCAAUGCGGAUGGUCGCGUUGACCAACUUGCCCCUGAUGGAACUUUGGCACCUGGUACAUACAAAAUCCGUUUUCAUUGUUUAGAAUACUUUUCAAAACAGAGCAUGACUUGUUUUUAUCCAUUCUGUGACGUGGUCUUUUCGGUUGGAAGUUAUUUUUCCCACUUUCAUAUCCCUUUGAUCCUCAGUCCUUUUGGUUAUACUACAUACAAAGGCGUAUAAUAGGAAUUCACGUGAUUUAGUUUUCAAUUCACUAUACUUUCAAAAGAACGAAAGGAUAUUUGUUUCUUUAUUCGCUAUUGAUUCUCCAAACAAGGACGCUUUUUAUAAAACACAUUUUCUCUCUUUUUAUAUAUCCAAAGAUAACCAACCAAACGAUCGAAGCAAGUAUCCAAGAAAAGAUCGUUGGCUUUC
Messenger RNA from Galdieria sulphuraria, 636 nucleotides. RefSeq names its product 5-hydroxyisourate hydrolase. Bases 88 to 444 code for a protein of 118 amino acids. Lineage: Eukaryota; Rhodophyta; Bangiophyceae; Galdieriales; Galdieriaceae. The transcript has 2 exons. Gene Ontology annotation, molecular function: hydroxyisourate hydrolase activity. Gene Ontology annotation, biological process: purine nucleobase metabolic process. The record is from RefSeq and is a predicted model, not a curated record.